This is a messenger RNA of Hipposideros armiger (great roundleaf bat), 2003 nucleotides long. It is a transcript of the gene PVRIG, whose product is annotated as PVR related immunoglobulin domain containing. The transcript has 4 exons. The record is from RefSeq and is a predicted model, not a curated record. Lineage: Eukaryota; Metazoa; Chordata; Mammalia; Chiroptera; Hipposideridae. Gene Ontology annotation, biological process: negative regulation of T cell receptor signaling pathway. Gene Ontology annotation, cellular component: plasma membrane. Gene Ontology annotation, molecular function: signaling receptor activity. The coding region runs from base 931 to 1917 and encodes 328 amino acids.
CAGCAGAAUUCUGGUCAGUUUGCAUUCUGUAAAUGAAUACAAACAAGCAAUUUGGAGCAACGCUUUGUGGAAAGAGAUGGCCUAUGUCAGGGAGGUGGCAGUAGGAAAUGGUAAAAGGUCAGGUGGUCAUGAUGGGAAGCCCUCAAGAUUUCCUGAUGGGCUGGAGAUGAAAGAGGAGGGUCACAGAUGAUUAUGCUUUGGGCCUGAGCAGCUGGAAAACAGGGGCCAUCAGCUGUGGUGGAGGGCAAAGGCUGCAGGUGGAGCAGAGUUCAGUUUGGGGCAUGUUUGUGAUGUUAGGUGGGAGGGAGGUCUGGGCUGGAGAUGUAAACAUGGGCGGGCUGGCAUAGACAGUGUGGAAGCCUACUUUAGGUGUCCUCGGUGGAUAAGUGAUGGGUCAAGCUGGGCUCCGCUCUUAGGUAUCCCUCGCUGCUUUUCUUGCUUACAGGUCUUCUUCUCAAGUUCCUUCACAUUCCCUACCCCUUAGCUGGGGAGGGCCAGAGUCAGAGCCUUCUUCCUAAGGAGAAACCAGGGGCCCCACCCUCCUGAGGAAGGAGAUUCUUUUCAUGUCUCCCUGCAGUGUUCUUCCCUACCCCACUGCUCACCCUUCCCCAGGGCCUAGUCUGCCCAGGCUAUUACCCACAGACAGGGCUGGAAAGGAACCUGAGCCGCCUGCCUGCUCACACUAAAGUACAGCAUGGGGACAGGAAAAACCUUGUCACUGUCACUUUAAGUCGCCUGAGGGAGGGGGUCCAUCACCCCGUGUUCACCAGUUGAGGAAGACUGAGAGAAGGAAGUGGAGUGAGUUGCAGAGAGCACCGGGCCCAGCUGCUCCUGGGCCUGCUCACGCAUGAAAGCUUCCUGCAAUGAGAGCGGAAACACAGGUGCAGUCCCCACCACGACAGCCCCCAGAGCCUGGGCCAGAGGGGAGCCAUGGACAGGCCCCGAGCCCUGGUUCUGCUCUUGGCACUGCUGACACUCUGCAUCACUGCCGGAACCCCCGAGGUGUGGGUGCAAAUUCAGAUGGAGUCCACCAAGUCCCCAUUCUUCACUGUCCGCUGUGGAUUCCUGGGAUCUAGCACUAUCUCCCUGGUGACUGUGAGCUGCGGGGGGCCCGAUGGUGCUAGAGGGACCAAGCUGGCUGUGUUGCACCCAGAAUUAGGCAUCCAACAGUGGCCCCCUGCCAGCCAGGCCCACUGGGAAACCAGAACAAGCAUCUCCCUCACAAUGGAAGGAUCUGAGGGGAAAAGCUCCAGUCCCAAUACCACCUUCUGCUGCAAGUUUACUUCCUUCCCUGAGGGCUCCCAGGAGGCCUGUAGUAACCACCUCCUUGACUCAGACCAAGGGCUCCCUGCCCCUACUCCAGCCUCUAUUCUACGGGCAGACUUGGCCGGGAUCUUGGGGGUCUCAGGGGUCCUCCUCUUUGGCUGCAUCUACCUCCUACACCUACUUCAUCGACAGAGACACUGGUCUGUCAUGAAGCUUCAGUCAUCUCUCAGCAGCCCUCAGGCACAGACACGAACAAGGGUAAAGACGGGGAUCGUUUUGGAGCAGGGAACAGAGUGGGUUGGAUCUGGGGGCCGUGAGGUGGAACCUCACUUGGGCUUCUUUCCCCAUCACCCCUGCAGGCAGCCAGCCAAGCCCCCCUGGCCUCUCUCCACAUCCCCUAUGCCACCGUUGCCACCAACUACUGCCCAACAGCUCUGGACACGGUCCUCCCACCCCAGCCACUGUCUGAGUGGGUGCCGCUCCCCACCCACACAGCACACCACCCUGCCCCCAGGACACCUCUGUCAGCCUCUGCUCGAAGCAGUUUCGUCUUUGUCGAAAAUGGACUCUAUGCUCGGGCAGGAGAGAGGCCUCCCUACACGGGCCCUAAACUUAUCUCUUUCCCUGACCCUCUGGGGCCCAGAACUAUGAAGGGGCGUUUAGGAGUUCAAUGACAGGGGCCCCAAGUCCACUUGGCCUUCCUCCCCUCCCAGGCUUCUGGGACCCUUUUCUGUUGG